GAGUUGAUUAGAUAAAAAUCAUAACCUCUCUCUCUCUUUCUCUCUUUCUUUGAUUGGGUUUUGGACCAUGGCUCUGCAACUAUGGGAGACUCUGAAGGAAUCAAUCACAGCCUACACGGGUCUCUCUCCUGCGACGUUUUUCACAGUUCUAGCUCUGGCUUUGGCUGUCUACCAUUUGGUGUCUGGGUUUUUUGAAUCGCCGCCUCAGCAAAGAGCCAGGUCUGUCGAGGAGUAUAUGCAGCCGCUCCCGCCUCCUGUUCAGCUCGGCGAAAUAACAGAGGACGAGCUCAAGCAAUACGACGGCGCCGAUCCCAAGAAGCCUCUCCUUAUGGCUAUUAAGGGUCAGAUCUAUGAUGUUUCGCAGAGCAGAAUGUUCUAUGGACCCGGUGGGCCUUAUGCACUAUUUGCCGGGAAGGACGCCAGCAGAGCUCUUGCAAAGAUGUCCUUUGAAGAAAAAGAUUUAACUGGGGAUAUUUCGGGUCUUGGUCCCUUCGAAUUAGAGGCAUUGCAGGAUUGGGAAUACAAGUUCAUGAGCAAGUAUGUUAAGGUGGGAACUAUCAAGAAGGCUGUUGGAGAAUCAGAAGGAGCCGGAGCCUCCACAGCUGAACCUGCAGAAUCUAUUGAACGUGAAGCUGCUAAACCUGCUGAAGAUGUUCCAUCCGAAAGCAAAACAAUUGAAACUGUGGAGGCUCCUGCAGGUGACAAUGUUGACAAGGAGUAGUUGUUGGAAGACCCAAGUGCAGAAAUCGGAUAUCUGGGGAACCAUCCUAUGGGACAUUAAGGGAAGGAUUAUGUUAUUUGGGUUGGAUUUAUCUUGUGAAAUCUGGUUUGACCUCUGCUAAAGAUAGUCUCAUAUACAUCUAAAGACUCAGUUUUUAAUGCUUAGUUGCCAGAGAAAUAAAUUUGCGCCCAUUUUAAAAUCUAA
This is a messenger RNA of Carica papaya (papaya), 925 nucleotides long. RefSeq names its product membrane steroid binding protein 1 (gene MSBP1). The record is from RefSeq and is a predicted model, not a curated record. NCBI's taxonomy places the organism in Eukaryota, Viridiplantae, Streptophyta, Magnoliopsida, Brassicales, Caricaceae. Gene Ontology annotation, cellular component: membrane; endomembrane system; endoplasmic reticulum.